Messenger RNA from Amyelois transitella, 2706 nucleotides. Its product is annotated as lysosomal proton-coupled steroid conjugate and bile acid symporter SLC46A3. Bases 211 to 1731 code for a protein of 506 amino acids. Gene Ontology annotation, molecular function: transmembrane transporter activity. The record is from RefSeq and is a predicted model, not a curated record. NCBI's taxonomy places the organism in Eukaryota, Metazoa, Arthropoda, Insecta, Lepidoptera, Pyralidae. The transcript is spliced from 7 exons. Gene Ontology annotation, biological process: transmembrane transport. Gene Ontology annotation, cellular component: membrane.
UAUUAUCUUUACCCGGCAUCGACAACUAAAUCUCCAUAUUUAUAAUCCCCUGAUAUUAUUAAACCUUUCGAAUUCAUUUUUAAGUAAACAUCUCCUGUGAACAGACAUUAUUUUAAGGAAGUUGAUUAGGUUAAUAAUGUGUUGAUAUUGAGAGUGUGUAAGUUUAAGUGCAUAUAUUUUGUGAAGUGUUAUAGUGAAAUUAUAAUCAAAAUGUCUAAAGAAACGGACGGAAAAGAGGAAUACGAUCCAGAAUUCACAGAAAGGGAUCCUCUUAAAGAAAUAGUAAUAGAAGUGAAUGAAAAACCAAAGAGUUUCAGGGAGAAAUGUUCACACGUGUUUAACAAUGUAACUCUAGAACCUACUAUGAUAUUGUUUAUAGUAUCAGCAAUGAUAUCAAUAAUUACAACACAGAAUUUAAGCUUGGAGAAAGCGUGUAGAGUAGACUUGAAUUUUACUGACGAAAUAUGUUCAUCACUUAAACGCCAAGAUAUAGUAGGUCAGAAUCAAUAUGAAAGAGAUACUCAGAAGUUACUGGCUUCAGCUAUGGCCUGGAAGACUUAUUUGACUGCAUCAAUACCCUGUGUGAUGUCAUUAUUUGUAGGAUCCUGGUCAGACAUCACGGGGCAUAGGAAAAUAUUCGUUAUCAUCCCGAUCAUAGGGAACAUACUCGUGUGCAUAAACAGCAUGAUACACACAUAUUUUUUCUAUCAAAUGGGACUAAAAGCGUUCGUGUUCAGUGAAGCGAUAAUAGAAGCGUUCUCUGGUGGUUGGUGUAUUACCUUUUUGACAAUUUUCGCAUUCAUAAGUACAAUAACGACAGUGGAAAACCGCACUUUUAGAAUGGGACUGGUCCAUUUUUGCCUGACAGUGAGCUUCCCUAUCGGAACGGGAUUAAGUGGGAUAAUGCUGAAGAAAUUGGGAUAUUACGGGUGCUACGCAACGGCGGCUAGUUUGCAGUCCGUGAAUUUGUUGUAUAAUGUUUUCGUUGUGAAAGAUCCGAAGAGGACUGCACAACAAAAGAAGCAUGACGGUAAAGGAGUCUGUCACUUCUUCCGCACAUUCUUCGACUUCACAAACAUCAAGAACACGGUACAAGUCGUCAUGAAGAAGACUCCGGACAAUCGUCGACUGAGACUAUGCAUUCUUCUUCUCGUUGUUACCAUACUCUUUGGGCCUAUGUACGGUGAAAUAUCGAUCAUGUAUAUGUCAACGCGAUAUAGAUUCAACUGGGAUGAAGUUAAAUUCAGUCUCUUCCAGACAUACAAUUUCAUCACUCAUACAAUCGGUACAAUAUUCUCCAUCACGGUGUUCAGCAAAUACCUCAAAUGGCACGACUCCAUCCUGGGCAUCAUCUCCACACUGAGCAAGAUCGCUGCCUCAUUCGUCUACUGCUUUGCUCCUAAUGAAAGGAUCUUCUUCAUAGCCCCGCUUGUGGAAAUCCUAAAUGGAACAGCAUUAUUGGCUAUGAGAUCUAUUGUUUCUAAACUAGUAGAACCAGAUGAAUUAGGGAAAAUCAAUUCGCUGUUUGGCCUGACAGAGAACCUUAUGCCCUUGUUAUACGUGCCAUUGUACACCCAAGUGUACACCGCUACAAUGGAGACGCUGCCAGGGUUCGUCUUCCUCAUGGGUGCUCUGAUGACCAUACCUGCUGUUGCAGUGUUCUUCUGGCUGUUUUAUGAACACAGGAAAUACGUCAGAAAAUCAAAAGUGCCAAAGACGCCAGUAGAUUAAUUGCGUUAGGAAAUAACUCUUAUUUAAAUUUCGAUGCUUAUUCAAUGAAAGUUGUAUGUUUCAUUUAUUUUUUAAGUGAAGUUGUUUUAAUAUUUCAAUUAAUUAUAUAACGAAAAAGAACUAAUAGAUGUAAACCCAAAUCAAGUUUCCAUUAUUGAAAUCACAAUAUUAUAUUAAAUAAUUCGCUUAUUACAUAAAUAAAAAUACCAAGAUUGAAAUAUAAAAAAAUAUUUUCCAUUGAUACCGAAAAUUGAACUAAAACCAAAACAAACGGUUAAAGGUAAAAUUAAACUACCUACCGUACCACAGCGGCUGAAAAUCGUUUAUUUUCUCCUCAUUUUACUAAUACUGUAUUUUGAUAAGGUCACCUUUAUAAACAGUAAAAAUAUGUUCUAAGUGGAUGAAAUGAAAUGAGGGAAUUGUUAAUAGAUGAGAGUUAAUAAAUGAUGUUAUUUAGAUAAUGGUUGUUUCAUAAUAUAUUAAAUUAUCUUCUUUACUUCAUAGAGAAUAGAGUACAAUAUGUACAAAGAAUAUCUGAAAUUAAAAUCAACCAAAAAACUAAAAGUUGCUUAAUAACUACGUUUGUUGUAUGUCCACCUUUAAUAAUAACUUUAUUGUUAUUUAAUUAUUUAUUUUGUAAGGAAAUAUACACAUUAAUAUUAAAUUAUUAUCAAUAUCUUUAAAUAAUAACCGUAAUAACAAAGAGCAUUCGCUUCCUUGCCACUGUAUUGUUAUUUUCAUUAAAGAUCUACAAAUUAUAAUAUUAUAAUUAAAUAGUGUUUUUUUUUAAUAUUAUGCCCUUUAUUCUAUUGUACACACAUACUGUAUAUCGUUUAAAUUUAUUUGUUUGUUUGUUAAUACUUUAUUGUACAUACAUACAUACAUAUGGUCACGUCUAUAUCCCUUGUGGGGUAGACAGAGCCAACAGUCUUGAAAAGACUGAUAAGCCACGCUCAGCUAUACUUUAUUGUACAU